AGUAAUAUUACGGGAUAUCAAUAAUUUAUUUAAUAAUUCAAUUAAACUAAAACCCAAUCUCCAUCCACCACCUCAUGUGACAUGUCAAUUGGCUUCUUCUUCGCUCUCUUUCUCUCUCUAAUCUCCAUCCUCAUUUUCUCACUCACUCAUCAAAUGCAAGAUUCAGCACCGCAAUAUCCCUACUGUAGUUUCUGGUUGAGUUUGCAUAAGUUUCUGUUGAUAAUACAUACUGUGGACUAAUACUACUACUACUGCUCACUGAAAUCUGAAUAAGGUGGACCAAGUUAAAUGGAAGCUGCUGUUGAAACUAAAACUUGUAGUGGUUAUGGCAAACCCCCUUGGAGUUUCAAAGGCAGGGCCCUAUAUCAAUUCCAUCUUGUCAAGUCUGAUCUCGCUCGAUCUCUCAUUCCCAAAGAGUUCACUUUAGUUGAAGCUUUUGGAUACACACUUGGUGGCUUCUUUCUUGCUAACUAUGAUCACACCCCUGCUGGAGUCUUCGACGAGUUAGUGGUGAUUGCGGGAAUUGUUUGGAAUCCACCGACAUCUUGCGCAUGGGCGUCCAAGGUUCUUGUGAACAGCAACGAGGCAUGCAUUCAUGGAAGAAGGGAAGUGGGGCUUCCAAGCGAUGUUGCUAGGUUUACAAAGAGACUCGCAGCAAAUGCAAGGGCAGAGGAAAGCAGAGGUAAUCGGUUCCUGAACAUGAUUGGUUUAGGUCCUGCAAAGCCUAGUUCAAGGUUUCAUUUGGAUACUCAAGUGACUCAAAUAACUAGCCCGGUGAAUUUCAGUAUCAAUCUCCUGAGUUCCGUGCCUGAGAAGAAUUCCAAAGGAUGGCUGGGUCCGGUCAUCAAUAUGUCACUUCCAAGCUUUAGUGGAAGAACUGAAUAUAAUCCCAACCUUCUGAAAUACUCUUGCCAAAUUGAGUGCAGGGUGCGCGUAGUACAACCACUUGAGAUAUCUAGGCUAUCUCCUACAGAUGCAGAAGACCAGAGUUCAGAUUCUACACAGCAAGAUAUGGAAGACACCACAGAAAAAAGAAGACGUUUGAGUCUUUCUGUGAUGUUAUCAAAGCCGAUACUGGCUUUGGAAUUCAAUUGUUUGAACAUGAAUGUUGAACAUCCCCUUAUCAUUUCUCAAUGAAAUUAUUCAUUUGUUUUAAAAAAAAUUAUUUUAAAGGUCA
Spinacia oleracea (spinach) is the source of this 1177-nucleotide messenger RNA. Its product is annotated as protein NEOXANTHIN-DEFICIENT 1. Lineage: Eukaryota; Viridiplantae; Streptophyta; Magnoliopsida; Caryophyllales; Amaranthaceae. Bases 289 to 1137 code for a protein of 282 amino acids. The record is from RefSeq and is a predicted model, not a curated record. The transcript has 11 exons.